CGAUAUAGAUUGUCAACCCUUCGCGCCAGUUUGGAACCUCGAUACGAUUCCUCAGCAAUUAGCUUACUACAGUAGGAUCAUUAUCUCUUUUUAUAAACAUAAGAGGAACGCCGUUUGUACGAGACUUCCCCUGAACGCGCCCUAUUUUAUCGUCGAGUGGCCACCACGAGUCGAACCUUUUCAGUAUGGCCGAAGCAGGACAGCCGUUGACCCUGAGAACGGGCACCACCAUGUCGAGCACCCUCAGCGGGGAUGCUGUUCCCGACACAGACCCUACUACCACCGCCGGCCUCCUUGCCGAGCGCCUGCAAGCGUGGAAGCAUGCCGUGGGCUACCUCGAAGACUACAUGGGCGCGAUUGAAAAGAUCCACAAGGAGCAGAGCAAGGAAUACGAAAAGGUCCUCAAGACCAUCUCCAAGCCCCUGCGCGAGGGUUACCACUUCGACCAAAACCUUGGCGGCGUCGCCGGCUUCUACGAGAACCUGCGACAGAACACGCAGGCGUUGAUCAACAGCAACGCCGAGACCGAGAAGAGUAUCAAGGGGUCCGUCCUGCCGAUCCUGGACCGUCUGCACAAGGAGAUCAAGAACAAGGUCAAGGAGCUGUCCUCGGGCGCACAGAAGGGUGCCAAGGAUGUCGAGAAGGCGCGCAACACCACACAGAAACACAUUGAGCUGCUCGGACAGCACUCGGCUAGCUUCGAGUCCACCGGUGGCAAGAUGAACCCCAGCGAUGACCCGUACGUCCUCCACAGGGGCGUGCUCCACCGCCUGCACAAGCAGGUCAUCGAGGAGAACAACCACCGGAACGACCUGGUCGCGGUCCAGCAGAAUUUUGAGGCCUUCGAGGCGCACGUCAUCCAGGUCCUGCAGCAGGCUAUGGAGACCUUCAACCAGUUCGCCGGGGGCCAGGCACUGAAGACACAGGCCCUCUACACGGACAUGCUGGCUGCCGUCCAGCGCAUCCCGCCAGACUUUGAGUGGAAGGCCUUCCAGCAGCGCAGCGCGGAGCUGCUCGUCAACCCCAACGACCCGCCCAGGACGGUGGAGGCCAUCUCGUUCCCCAACCAGGACCACUCGUCGACCAGGCCGCUGAUCGAGGGCAGCCUGGAGCGCAAGUCGCGCAAUAAGCUGUCGUGGGGCUGGUCCAGUGGCUACUACGUGGUGACGGCGUCCAAGUACCUACACGAGUUCAAGGACUCGGACAAUGUCAAGAAAGACCCUACGCCCGAGCUGUCUCUGUACCUGCCUGAUGCGACGAUCGGUGCGCCCAACGGCGACAAGUUUAACGUCAAGGGCAAGGACCGCUCCAAGACGAUGAGCAGCAAGCUCACGGGUAACUCGGAGAUCAACUUCAAGGCGCACACGGCGGCGGAUGCCGAGCGGUGGUACGAGGUCAUCCGGAAGGUCUGCGGCGCAACAGGCCCGGCACUCGCAGCAGGAGGAGGGAAGGAGUCCGCCGAGCCGAUGAUCUGCCUAGCUGGAGCCUCAGCCACCACCACCACCACCACCACGACGCCGGCCUACUCGUACGCCUACAGCUAUGUCAUCUUCUACCCUGGCCGGGCUGAAAGAGCCCUUGCAAAAGGAGCAGACGAAUGCCUGUGA
Messenger RNA from Cryphonectria parasitica EP155, 1607 nucleotides. RefSeq lists its product as uncharacterized. The transcript is spliced from 6 exons. Bases 186 to 1607 code for a protein of 473 amino acids. The record is from RefSeq and is a predicted model, not a curated record. NCBI's taxonomy places the organism in Eukaryota, Fungi, Ascomycota, Sordariomycetes, Diaporthales, Cryphonectriaceae.